AUGACGAACUUGAAAGCGCUGAACACGACACAAUCACCCCCAACUUCCUUCCCUUUCACAUUCCAAAUCCCUCCUCAUACAGACCUUUACCGUAAACCCGCGCUGACCUCCGCGUCUCAACCCACUUUCUACACCCCUAUCACACUCAAGAAUCUUCGAUCGGCCACGGUAAAAAUCAAGAAAAUCCAGUAUGCUCACCUCUACGACCAGGCGGGUAUCGUAAUUCUCUGGGCUAACCGUCCUGAAAUCUGGAUCAAAGCUGGAGUCGAGUACUUCGAGGGGAAGUUGAAGCGGUCAUCUGUCGCGCCCGGAGUGGGAGGCUGGAGUGAUUGGAAUAUUGCAGAACCUGUCAAAGACGGCGAAGGCAUUGUAGUCGAGGCGAAGAGAGAUAGACCCCAAGGCACGGCCUUGGUUCUUACAGUUAAUGGCCAGAUGGUGCGGAAGAUUUCGGGGGUCUUCGAGGACGAAGAAGAGCCUGUUUGGGUGGGCAUAUAUGGCGCGCGUCCUGCAGAUGUACAUGGAGUUUUAGAAGUUGAGGUGGAGGCGUUCGAGAUUGAACAAGUCUAA
Molecule: messenger RNA, 567 nt
Organism: Coprinopsis cinerea okayama7#130
Lineage: Eukaryota; Fungi; Basidiomycota; Agaricomycetes; Agaricales; Psathyrellaceae
Exons: 1
Coding region: 1-567 (188 amino acids)
Source: RefSeq, a predicted model, not a curated record